Molecule: messenger RNA, 1785 nt
Organism: Cyphellophora attinorum
Lineage: Eukaryota; Fungi; Ascomycota; Eurotiomycetes; Chaetothyriales; Cyphellophoraceae
Product: Nitrosoguanidine resistance protein SNG1
Exons: 4
Coding region: 1-1785 (594 amino acids)
Cellular component (GO): membrane
Source: RefSeq, a predicted model, not a curated record
AUGUGGGCAUUUCAAGGGCAUCAGAUCGUUCAGUCACCUGGCAAGCACUCAGAUCAAGUGUCUUCGGACGACAGCCUUUCGCCGAGCAGGAAUACUCUCUCACGACGGCCAUCAUUCGGAGAGGUGGAGAAUGCCCACGACCACGGCACGCAGUUCAAACAUCACUCCUGGCCUACCUCAGACUCUGCAUCAACGCUGACUGCAGAUACUGCUUCACACCACAUCGCACAAGAAGAGAAGGACUCAGAGGCUGCCGUCCCAUCUAGACCGAAGCCUGCUCGUUUCUGGAGUGAUCGGCUGAAGACAACCAGGCAGACAGUCUUCCGCAAGUAUGCAGUCACUCUACUCGUCCUUUGCAUAUUCGUCCUAGGCGUCCUGUCGAUUUACUGGGGAGCGCUGUUCAGGAUCAAGGACAAUCUCCAUAAUGCUACGAUUGCAGUCGUUGACUUCGACGGACGAGUCUCGCCAUACAAGAACACUGAAGCUAUCGUGGGACCAUUUGUUGCAGAUGCUGUCCGCCGUGCCGCUGGACUACCACGAGCUCUAGGCUACAAGUUCCAUCAGCCCGCCGAAUACGACAAUGAUCCUGCCGCCGUCCGUCGUGCCGUUCACCAUGAUGACAUUUGGGGCGCUAUUAUCAUCAACGCCAACGCCACUGCCCUCCUACGAGCGCCGGGCGCCUGUCAGCUUAUUUACAACCAGGCUCGCGAUGUGGAGGCGGAGAAUCAGUACAUAAUCCCCACCCUCCUAUCACUUGCUUCAUCGAUCACGACCUCGUUCGGUGGCCUCUGGACCGAGCUCGUUCUGACCAAUACGUCGCUAUCUGCUAGCACUUAUGCCAACUCUCCACAAGCUCUCUCUCCUGGCAUCGACUUCACUGUCAUCGAUAUCCGGCCCUUCGACCCACCGGUGGCCAUUCCUGCUGUCAGCAUUGGUCUAAUCUACUUGAUCAUCAUCGCGUUCUUCAGCUUCAGCUUCUUCAUGCCGAUCCAUGGCUUGUUCCUCAACCCAACGCAACCGACCCCUCACCCUCCGAUCAAGUUUACGCAUCUGAUCUGCUGGAGGUAUUUCGCUACCAUUGUGGCAUACUUCUUCCUGAGUCUUGCGUACUCGCUUGUCAGCUUGGCCUUCCAGAUCCCCUUUUCGAAUCAGCCCGCUGAUGGAACGACGCGCUUCCCAACGGACGCAUCUGUUUCAAACGCCAACCUGAUUGCUCUUGGUCUCCCGCUUGAGAUCGCCGCCAUGCUCUUACCAAACCAGCAGCCGUGGACAUCGCUCUUCCUGAUCUUCUGGGUCAUCACGAAUGUGUCAACGGGAUUCUACGCCCUCGAGCUGGCGCCGAGCUUCUACAGAUGGGGCUAUGGCUGGCCACUCCGACAGAUCGUGUUUGGAAGUAGAAGUCUGUUGUUCGGAACUCGACAGGAGCUGGGGCUGAAUUUUGGAGUGCUCUUUGCUUGGGUGGUUGUUGCCAGCUUGAUCUGGGUGCCAAGCUGCUUCAUCCUUAGGAGGAGAAUGAUGAAGCAGAAGGCAGGCGGUGCAGGAGGUGGAGGAAGUGCAAGGUGGCAUGAGGUGAAGGAUAAGUUCGAGGACAUCCUGACUUCUGCUGGCAAUGGCCUGACCAGACGAGCCAACAACAAGCCCAAAGAGCAUUCGCGAGAGAUGUCAAGCCAGGACAGGCGAGCAGAAGUGGCUACGAAAGUGCGUCAAUUUAGAGCAUUUCGGGAAUGGGAAUCGCAGCAGAGUCGGAAGGGUGUCGUUGAAGCGAAGACGGAUGUUGGGCACUGA